GUUAAUAGUUAUGAUAUUUUUAACGUUCACAGACAGCUACUUUUUAGAAUAUAUUUUCCCACAGUCCUAGUCCUGCCUGUUUUUGAGGAUAAUCCGCUACAGUUAUUAAAUUGCGUGAAACCGUUAUGUGUAUAAUAUUAAAAUUAGUCUWUUGUAGUUCAGAUGUGCGCUGAUGGUGUAGUGUUUAUCUGGUGAUCGCAAUUCCGAAAUUUGUUAUGUUAUUUGCCCAGUGUCACGCCCUGUUCAUCGCUGUCAUAUUGUUUGUGGUUGCCCUUUCAAAUGGCCAGGAUUACAGGUACCAAACAUACAAUGCUCAAAAUUAUCCCCCCUCGCAGACGGCUUAUGAUCGCAAUUUGCCACAAUCUUCCAACCCCUAUAAUCCUCUACUAGACCAAUACGGUCAACAGAAUAACUACCAGAAUCGGUUGCCGUACAAUCAACCUGGUCGUCCUGGAACUCCAUCAUAUCGACCCAAUGGACAAAAUUAUGUUGGUGAUGAUAUGUUAUUGCUCCCUGGUAUACUGGGUCGGUGGAGACCAGAUUUACAAGGUAAAGAGCGAACCGAUUCAAAACAAUUGGAUAGAGACGUAUUUGUAUCCACAAAGUAUGGUCAAGUUCAGGGGUUUAAAGUGCAUCUCUAUGAUAACCCUCUACCUGAAAGUGGUUAUAGACCUUUUCAAACACCUGUUGAGCGAAAACAAGCUGAAGUUGCUGUGUUCUUAGGCAUACCAUAUGCAGCACCACCAAUUAAUGAAGGAAGAUUUCGUCCACCACGACCUCAUAAAGGUUGGCAGUUACAUCAAGCAGUUGAUUUUGGACCUGCAUGCCCACAACCAGCUAUUUACACUGGUAUUACUAGAGGCGUACCAAAAGUAGAUGAAGACUGUUUAUUUUUAAAUAUAUUUAUGCCAUCGACGGGUGUGGCCCCAGCUAAACCGUAUCCAGUCAUGUUUUACAUACACGGCGGUGACUUUGUACACGGAUCAUCAAACUCUUUUCAUGGACAUAUGAUGGCUGCAUUUUAUAAUGUUGUUGUUGUAGCUAUCAAUUAUAGAUUAGGAGCCUUAGGAUUUCUGAGUACGUGUGAUGACAAUUCUCCUGGCAAUUAUGGGCUUAUGGACCAAGCUAUGGCUCUACGUUGGGUUUAUGACAAUAUUGAGUUUUUCAAUGGUGAUCGUAAAUCAAUUACUUUAUUUGGACCGGAUGCAGGUGCUGCAUCCGCAGGAUUGUUAAUGGUUAAUCCCAAAACUAGUUUUAUGGUAUCCAAAGUUAUUGCUCAGAGUGGUUCAGCUGUUUCAGAUUGGGCACUUAUAAAAGAUAGGUGGAGGGCUUUAAAUACAACCAAAGUAUUUGCUGCUCACAUUGGCUGUAGUACUGAAUCUACGUGGAAAAUUGUUGAYUGUCUGAAACGGGGUAGAAGUUUUUUGGAACUUGGAUCRGAUUUUAAACCUCAAAUUGGUUUUAAUGCUUGGGGACCAAUUAUUGACAAUGAAUUUUUGGUGCCUAAAAGUGAUUGGUAUGAUGGUUGGCAACAAUCAGAUUGGCAUUUUAUUAAUGAAUCAGUAAAAACUGCUAUUCAAUCAGGUCAUUUUAAUAAGGAUCUUAGAUACUUAAGUGGUGUCACCACUCAAGAAGCAGCAUAUAUAUUAUAUAAUAAUAAAACAUAUACAGUUACUGAAGAAUUCUUCAACAACAAAGUUAAAGAAUUAGUCCUUCAGUAUAAUUACACAUUAAACCCAUCUGGAGUUUACCAAGCUAUAAAAUACUUGUAUACAUAUUGGCCUGAUCCAAUUAAUCCGGAUUCAAUAAGAACACAGUAUAUAAAUAUGUUGUCMGACUUUUUGUUUGUUGCUCCGCAUGAUGAAAUGUCUAAAUUGCUUGUAGCUGAAGAUGUUCCAGUUUAUAUGUAUGUUUUAAAUACCACUGUUACGAGUAUUCCCUUACCUGAAUGGAGGCUGUACUCACAUGACACAGAAUAUUACUUCUUGACAGGUGCACCUUUUAUGGAUAGUGAAUUUUUCCCUCGUAUACCAGUUGUGGAUAAAAGAAAAUGGACUGACAAUGAUCGUAAUAUGAGCCAUUUUUUCAUGAAGGCUUAUACCAAUUUUGCAACUUAUGGAAAUCCAAGUCAAUCUCAAAUUUUAGGUAUACAUUUUGAUAUGGCAUUAAAAGGUGAUCUCAAAUACCUGAAUAUCAAUUCAACGUAUAAUACGACUAUUAAACAAAAUUAUAGGCAAAUGGAAUCGGCAUUUUGGUCAGAAUAUUUACCUACUGUUAUUGGUAUUAUUGUACCAACAUAUCCUCCAACCACAGAAUUUUGGUGGGAACCUAAAACUCCAAUUCAAGUGGCAUUUUGGGGUCUAUCCGGUCUCAAUAUGAUUUUAAUUGCUCUGACAGUAAUUCUUUGCAUACUGUGGUGUAAUGCAAAGAAAACUAAAGAUCGUUAUUAUAACGGUGAUGUGUUAGUCGUUAGAGAAGAGCCAAUGGCAAUGAGCCAUCAAGGCAUUGAUAACCGUAGUGUAACCAGUAAUAUUUAUGAAUAUCAUGAUGCCCCGAUUAAGACAUUACAUGCUUCUCCCAAGAAAACAGCAUCUGCUAGCACCUUGAGAACUAACAGUGCAGCUUCUAUGCGAGAUCAUCCUAUGGCCAUAAAUGAAAAACCUGUACCACAGACUCAGGUUUAAACUUUAUACUUUAAAUGGUUUUACACUWGCUUAUAAAUGUUUAUUUUUUUUUAAUAUUUUAUAUUAAGCUAACUUUAUCUGGAUAUUUUGGGAUGUUUGCACCUAUGAUUCCGUCCAUUGUUUUUUGUUAGUGAAAAAAUAAGUUCUUUAUUGUUAUGGUAGAUUUAGAUUUCUUUGAAUGUGCUUUCAAUUAUAAGAAGUUAUUGGGAAAACAAAAUAACAAAAAGUGUUGAGGUGGAGACAAUUUGUGCUUUCCAAUUUAGGUUUAUAAUAUAGAGUGUGAUCACGAUAAGUAGAAACAGUGCAGGCCUCAUAUAUUUCAAUUUUGAUUUUUUGGCUAACUAAACAUUAAAUAGUUAAACUAAUUUUGUGACAGUUAAUUUUGGGCAUGGGCACAAUUUUUUUUUUUUGGCAUGUCCUAUUUUUGACCUCAAAUUAUUUUUAAUGAAUUUUAGUGGUUGAGUUUCUUUUCUAGGUUAAAAAUUGACAAUWUGACUUUAUGUUAUUUGCAUGGCUAUAAUAGAUUAUAAAAUACUUAAUAAUAAAAAUAAAAUUACAAACAUUGAUUAUUUUUAUUCAAAAAAUGUUAUUUAUCUAACAAAUURUUAUUAUAACUAUUAAGGCUAUACUUCUAUAAUUUCACACUUAAUUAAAAAACUGCUUAUUAGUUAGUCAAAAAAGCAGAAUUUAAAUAUAUGAAGCUUGCACAUAGUUAUUGAAUGUUUCCACUUAUUGUGAUCACACUGUACAGUUAAUAUUAUGUUAUUUUACUUUUUCAUAAAAUUAAAUUUGGUAUUGAAACUUUUAUACAUUUGGUAUAACUAGUUAUAUCCUUGUAAGUACAAUUUCUUUUUUAUUUAAGGGGAAUCCACAGUAGGGGUUAUUUUUGUAUAUUUCAUUUGUAUAUUUAAGUUGAUAAUUUUGUAUCACUGGCAAGGAAAUUUUGUCAAAAAUCUCGGAUGGUCUUCCAUCCGGACAAUAGCAACUGCGUCCGGUAUGUAUGCUCAGUUCGUUUCCACAGAUUUGCCUCACCAAGCCACAACUUCUAUUGUUAUAAAAUACAUUCAAAUAAACUUCACUUAAAGCAAAAUAUAUACAAAAUUUCUGGAAAAUAUAUAAAAUCUGAUAAUAUUAUUCCAACUCCACAUGGGAAUGAAACCACCUAUCGUACUUACAGCGCUCUCGGUGUUAAUUUGUUUUCCCAAUAUUCCAUGUAUAUCAUGCCGUCCAUCACCUAUUUUUAUACAUUAGAAUUUAUAUUAGUAAACUAUCCGUCCAGGAAUAUAUGCAUAGUAUUAUGAUAAGUACUAUAUUUAAUUGUAUUAAGUUUAAAUAUUGUCUAUAAAUGAUUUUAUUACAACAAGUAUUAAUGUUUUCUUUUGGUUUAUUGUGAUGUACAAUACUUAAAAUUCUACUCUAACAUUUAUUUUUUUAAACCAUGUUUUGAUAUCUUAAAAUAUUACCUAAUUCUGUUUUCUAACUUAAACCAGAAUACAUUUUUAUUCAUCAUAAAUUAUUGAAUUAUUUUUAUAUCAUCUUCAAUAACUAUUGAAUCAAAUCAGUGAUUUAAUUAUAAUGAAUAUUAGGUUCAUGAUUAUAAUUGAUCGACUUGACUUUUUGCUGAAUWUAAGUAUUUUUAUAUAUUUUUUAUAAAUGUUUUACGUCUCA
Molecule: messenger RNA, 4352 nt
Organism: Diuraphis noxia (Russian wheat aphid)
Lineage: Eukaryota; Metazoa; Arthropoda; Insecta; Hemiptera; Aphididae
Gene: Gli
Product: carboxyl ester lipase-like protein Gli
Source: RefSeq, a predicted model, not a curated record